GAGGGAGGGCAAGAGAAGACGAGCGAGAGGAAAACUAACUGCACAAAGGGGAUACAAGCGCUCUGGUCUCACUGAGCACAAUUAGAGAAGUGUUGGUGAACGUGGGCUAUGUGCGCAACAAGGGGGAGCACAAGUGUACAGGGGAGGUGAACGCAUGUAGAGGCUCAGCUUCACACUCAGCCUCUUUCCUGAAGAGUCACAGCAACUACAGACGAGAAGAGUGAGAGGAAGUCCCAGAAAAAAAGGAACUCAAAGCAAAAGGUUGGAUAAAAGGGAAAGAAAGACUUUUCCUGGUCUGAACCUUAAUUGCUCUGGAAGAAAAAAAUGAAUGCCAGCGAAGAGAACCUGCUGAAGUCCAUCAGCAACGACGCGCUGCUGGACCUGACGCAGCGCUACGGCCAGUCCGCCUUCGCGUUCGGAGCCGGCCACGGCGCCGGCUGCAGCCCCCCCGGCCGGUACCCGCUCACGCCGGCCAACGACUUCCUCUCCGGACAGACCCAGAAGUCCAACGAGAGCGGAGGUGAGCACACGACCGACGACGAGGACGGCUUCGACUCGCUGGAGUCCCGGAAGAGGGGCUCCUCUUUUGGGGACGACAAGCCCGGAGGCGCGCUGGCCAAGAAGACCAAGGAGCAGCGCUCCCUGCGGCUCAGCAUCAACGCCCGGGAGAGGAGGAGGAUGCACGACCUCAACGACGCCCUGGACGGCCUGCGCGCCGUUAUCCCCUACGCACACAGCCCCUCGGUGAGAAAACUCUCCAAAAUAGCCACUCUCCUCUUGGCCAAGAACUAUAUCCUCAUGCAGGCUCAGGCUCUGGAGGAGAUGAGGCGGCUGGUGGCGUAUCUGAACCAGGGACAGAGCAUCACUUCGCCCAUCCCAGCCGCGCUGGCGCCGUUCGGACAGGCGGCCGUCUACCCCUUCUCCAGUUCCGCGCUCGCCACUUGUGCCGAAAAGUGCACCACUUAUUCCGGGACACCGUCGAGUCUCUUCAAACACUGCAACGAUAAGCCUUGAUUUGGUUUAACUCUCUUUCCUGAACUUUUACCUGUACCCCAUGUCAGUCUCUCUCUCUCUCUCUCGCUCUCUCCCAUUCUAGCUAUUUUUUAAACAAUAAUUCUGUGGGAAAUGAUUUUAGUCUAAUGCAUUAAUCUUACAGUAUGGUUAAUUAAUCAUAGUGCAGGGUUCCAUCCAGAUUUAACAAAACGCUAUAGAAAACGAACUGUUUUAGGCCUUCUUGUAAGAUGACGUUCCCUUUACUGUGGCACUCGUGCAUUAAAGACUCUAAAGGCCAUGACAAAAUUAUGAGUUUGACAACAUUUUGGGAAGCUUCUGUUAUCAUUUGUAAACUAUGCAACAUUCAGUAACAACACGAAAAACAAAUGCCAGAAUUGCGACCUAAUCUUGACAUUUAUACUUGAUUCUCAAGACUGACCAUGAUCCUAUGUGGAAAGAAAAAAACUCUGAUGUGAUGUUAUAUUUUCUGAUACAACGUGUUUGUUUUUAUUUAUUGCACAUCUCACAUGAUUGUAUUGUACAACUUUGAAGAAUCUCUUGCUUCAAUCCUGGUUGUGGUAUGGUGACAUUACAGCAGCCUAUUAACUGAAGAAGCGUUCUGGUUGUGUUGCAACAUGGAUUUCAUAUAUUGUUUGUAUGUAUUUAUAAUUAAAAAAAACAUGUAUAU
Cololabis saira (Pacific saury) is the source of this 1681-nucleotide messenger RNA. It is a transcript of the gene bhlhe23, whose product is annotated as basic helix-loop-helix family, member e23. Gene Ontology annotation, molecular function: protein dimerization activity. The transcript has a single exon. Lineage: Eukaryota; Metazoa; Chordata; Actinopteri; Beloniformes; Belonidae. The coding region runs from base 325 to 1014 and encodes 229 amino acids. The record is from RefSeq and is a predicted model, not a curated record.